Closterium sp. Naga37s-1 is the source of this 3312-nucleotide messenger RNA. The record is from the annotation of a GenBank genome assembly. Lineage: Eukaryota; Viridiplantae; Streptophyta; Zygnematophyceae; Desmidiales; Closteriaceae.
AUGGGGUUUGAAGGGGUGGAGUUCAUUUUUGAGGCGACUCAAAAAUCGAGGAGAAUGGGGUUUGAAGGGGUGGAGUUCAUUUUUGAGGCGACUCAAAAAUCGAGGAGAAUGGGGUUCGAAGGGGUGGAGUUCAUUUUUGAGGCGACUCAAAAAUCGAGGAGAAUGGGGUUUGAAGGGGUGGAGUUCAUUUUUGAGGCGACUCAAAAAUCGAGGAGAAUGGGGUUCGAAGGGGUGGAGUUCAUUUUUGAGGCGACUCAAAAAUCGAGGAGAAUGGGGUUCGAAGGGGUGGAGUUCAUUUUUGAGGCGACUCAAAAAUCGAGGAGAAUGGGGUUUGAAGGGGUGGAGUUCAUUUUUGAGGUGACUCAAAAAUCGAGGAGAAUGAGGUUUGAAGGGGUGGAGUUCAUUUUUGAGGCGACUCAAAAAUCGAGGAGAAUGGGGUUUGAAGGGGUGGAGUUCAUUUUUGAGGCGACUCAAAAAUCGAGGAGAAUGGGGUUUGAAGGGGUGGAGUUCAUUUUUGAGUCGACUAAAAAAUCUAGGAGAAUGGGGUUUGAAGGGGUGGAGUUCAUUUUUGAGGCGACUCAAAAAUCGAGGAGAAUGGGGUUUGAAGGGGUGGAGUUCAUUUUUGAGGCGACUCAAAAAUCGAGGAGAAUGGGGUUCGAAGGGGUGGAGUUCAUUUUUGAGGCGACUCAAAAAUCGAGGAGAAUGGGGUUUGAAGGGGUGGAGUUCAUUUUUGAGGCGACUCAAAAAUCGAGGAGAAUGGGGUUUGAAGGGGUGGAGUUCAUUUUUGAGGCGACUCAAAAAUCGAGGAGAAUGGGGUUCGAAGGGGUGGAGUUCAUUUUUGAGUCGACUAAAAAAUCGAGGAGAAUGGGGUUUGAAGGGGUGGAGUUCAUUUUUGAGGCGACUCAAAAAUCGAGGAGAAUGGGGUUUGAAGGGGUGGAGUUCAUUUUUGAGUCGACUAAAAAAUCGAGGAGAAUGGGGUUUGAAGGGGUGGAGUUCAUUUUUGAGGCGACUCAAAAAUCGAGGAGAAUGGGGUUUGAAGGGGUGGAGUUCAUUUUUGAGGCGACUCAAAAAUCGAGGAGAAUGGGGUUCGAAGGGGUGGAGUUCAUUUUUGAGGCGACUCAAAAAUCGAGGAGAAUGGGGUUUGAAGGGGUGGAGUUCAUUUUUGAGGUGACUCAAAAAUCGAGGAGAAUGGGGUUUGAAGGGGUGGAGUUCAUUUUUGAGGCGACUCAAAAAUCGAGGAGAAUGGGGUUUGAAGGGGUGGAGUUCAUUUUUGAGGCGACUCAAAAAUCGAGGAGAAUGGGGUUUGAAGGGGUGGAGUUCAUUUUUGAGGCGACUAAAAAAUCGAGGAGAAUGGGGUUUGAAGGGGUGGAGUUCAUUUUUGAGGCGACUCAAAAAUCGAGGAGAAUGGGGUUUGAAGGGGCGACUCAAAAAUCGAGGAGAAUGGGGUUUGAAGGGGUGGAGUUCAUUUUUGAGGCGACUCAAAAAUCGAGGAGAAUGGGGUUCGAAGGGGUGGAGUUCAUUUUUGAGUCGACUAAAAAAUCGAGGAGAAUGGGGUUUGAAGGGGUGGAGUUCAUUUUUGAGGCGACUCAAAAAUCGAGGAGAAUGGGGUUUGAAGGGGUGGAGUUCAUUUUUGAGUCGACUAAAAAAUCGAGGAGAAUGGGGUUUCAAGGGGUGGAGUUCAUUUUUGAGGCGACUCAAAAAUCGAGGAGAAUGGGGUUUGAAGGGGUGGAGUUCAUUUUUGAGGCGACUCAAAAAUCGAGGAGAAUGGGGUUUGAAGGGGUGGAGUUCAUUUUUGAGGCGACUCAAAAAUCGAGGAGAAUGGGGUUUGAAGGGGUGGAGUUCAUUUUUGAGGCGACUCAAAAAUCGAGGAGAAUGGGGUUCGAAGGGGUGGAGUUCAUUUUUGAGGCGACUCAAAAAUCGAGGAGAAUGGGGUUUGAAGGGGUGGAGUUCUUUUUUGAGGCGACUCAAAAAUCGAGGAGAAUGGGGUUUGAAGGGGUGGAGUUCAUUUUUGAGGCGACUCAAAAAUCGAGGAGAAUGGGGUUCGAAGGGGUGGAGUUCAUUUUUGAGGCGACUCAAAAAUCGAGGAGAAUGGGGUUUGAAGGGGUGGAGUUCAUUUUUGAGGCGACUCAAAAAUCGAGGAGAAUGGGGUUUGAAGGGGUGGAGUUCAUUUUUGAGGCGACUCAAAAAUCGAGGAGAAUGGGGUUCGAAGGGGUGGAGUUCAUUUUUGAGGCGACUAAAAAAUCGAGGAGAAUGGGGUUUGAAGGGGUGGAGUUCAUUUUUGAGGCGACUCAAAAAUCGAGGAGAAUGGGGUUUGAAGGGGUGGAGUUCAUUUUUGAGGCGACUCAAAAAUCGAGGAGAAUGGGGUUCGAAGGGGUGGAGUUCAUUUUUGAGGCGACUCAAAAAUCGAGGAGAAUGGGGUUUGAAGGGGUGGAGUUCAUUUUUGAGUCGACUAAAAAAUCGAGGAGAAUGGGGUUUGAAGGGGUGGAGUUCAUUUUUGAGGCGACUCAAAAAUCGAGGAGAAUGGGGUUUGAAGGGGUGGAGUUCAUUUUUGAGGCGACUCAAAAAUCGAGGAGAAUGGGGUUCGAAGGGGUGGAGUUCAUUUUUGAGGCGACUCAAAAAUCGAGGAGAAUGGGGUUCGAAGGGGUGGAGUUCAUUUUUGAGUCGACUAAAAAGUCGAGGAGAAUGGGGUUUGAAGGGGUGGAGUUCAUUUUUGAGGCGACUCAAAAAUCGAGGAGAAUGGGGUUUGAAGGGGUGGAGUUCAUUUUUGAGGCGACUCAAAAAUCGAGGAGAAUGGGGUUUGAAGGGGUGGAGUUCAUUUUUGAGGCGACUCAAAAAUCGAGGAGAAUGGGGUUUGAAGGGGUGGAGUUCAUUUUUGAGGCGACUCAAAAAUCGAGGAGAAUGGGGUUCGAAGGGGUGGAGUUCAUUUUUGAGUCGACUAAAAAAUCGAGGAGAAUGGGGUUUGAAGGGGUGGAGUUCAUUUUUGAGGCGACUCAAAAAUCGAGGAGAAUGGGGUUUGAAGGGGUGAUGCGGAAGCACAACCACACGCAUAUUGAUGUUUUCAAGAUUGAGUGCGAGGGCUGUGAGGCGGUGGUGCUGUUUGACAUUCUGCCCGCUGCUGCCGUGCCACAUGCCUUCUUUGUCAUGCGGAAGCACAACCACACGCACAUAGACGUGUUCAAGAUCGACUGUGAGGGGUGCGAAGCGGUGGUGCUGUUUGACAUUCUCCCAGCUGUUGGCGUGCCAGAGGGCACUCGCCCCUUGCCCCUCGGGAGUCCCCCCAUCGGCCAGCUGAUCAUUGAGUUCCACGAGUAA